UCAAAAAUAUUUUAUGUAAUGUGUUAUUUUUUUUAAUUGUGCUAAUUUACCUCUUCUUGUACUCCUGUGAAAAUUCUGCAAAGCUACCUCUCUUAUUCCCAUCUCUAGCUUGUGAAGCAACGCAAAUUGGAAAAUGGAAGUUCAAAUCACAUCUAGAAAAUUGAUAACUCCAUCAUCUCCGACUCCUCCCCACCUUCAAAACACGAGAGUGACAUGUUUUGACCAGCUUGCUCCAUUUUUUUACGUGCCUACAAUCUUCUAUUACCCUGUUGACGGGGAAGAGUAUGCUGUCAAGAACGCAGAAAAAAGUUUGCUGUUACAAAAAUCUUUGUCUGAAAUCUUAACACUCUAUUAUCCAUUCGCAGGAAGAUAUGCAAGAGAUAAUCUUUCAAUCGAAUGUAAUGACAAGGGAGUAGAAUAUUUGGAAGCCAAAGUAUACAGCAGCCUCUCUGAGUUUCUUCAGCGGACAUCGCCGAAUCACUUGGUUCAACAGAACUUUCAUCCAGACUACAGCUCUCCACUAGCAGUGCAAUUCAACGAGUUUGAAUGUGGUGGAGUCGCUAUAGGUAUUUCAAUGACACACAAGAUAGGAGAUGGAUUCACCAUGUUCACAUUGAUUAACAACUGGGCUACUGCAUGCCGAAUAGGAGUCAAUGAAGUUCAUCGCCCAAGUUUCGAAUUGGGUAUCAUUUUCCCACCACGAGAAGCAUCUAGAGUUCAGAAUUUGGUUCUAGGAAGAGCUCCGACUAAUAAGAUUGUCACAAAGAAGUUUGUGUUUGAUGGUGAGGCAAUAUCAAAUCUGAAAGCAGCUGCUAGUGCAAGCAGUUCACAGUUCAACAGACACCAACUGACGAGAGUAAAGGUUGUGACAGCACUUAUUUGGAGUGCAUUUAUUAGGGUAGAUCAAGCUAGGGAUGGAAGAAGGAGACCUUCCAUGUUGAAAGUUCCAGUGAAUCUGCGAGGAAAGACAAAUAUAAAAAUCCCAGAAAACUCUUGUGGGAACUUUAUAAGUUGGGCAGUAACGCAAUAUCUGCCAAAUGAUGAGAUAAAGAUUCAACUUCAUGAAUUGGUAAGCAGGAUCCAUGAUGCAAUUGAGAAAACUGUCUCAAAUUAUGAGAAAGCUUCAAAUGGCGAAGACUUAUUUUUUAUGGUUAACGAAGACUUUCAGAAGGUAAGUCAAGCAUUGAAGGAAAGUGAGGCAGAUGUCUAUAUGUUUUCUUGCUGGAGCCAGUUCCCACUGUAUGACGCAGAUUUUGGUUGGGGAAAGCCCGCUUUGGUGAGUAGAAGUGUGCAGGUUGAGAAAGAGAUGAUUUUGCUUCUGGACACUAAAGAUGGCAAAGGAAUUGAGGCAAGGGUGAGCUUGGAAGAAAACAAAAUGCUUCUUUUCCGACAAGAUCCAUAUAUUCUAGCAUUCAGUCACUACAAAAAAAGCAGACUAUAAUUCUCCUUCUCGUAUGUUUAGUGACAUUAUUAGUGUCGUUAAAAAUGUUACCCAUUUAACGGGGGCUUUAUUUCUUGAUUAUUCAGUCGAGCUCUGACUGUGAGUUCGCCAAAUAAUGUGUGCAAUCCUGUGAGUUUUGCAUGUGAAUGCUUAAUUUCUUGUAUUAUAAAAAAACUUUGCUUUUAAUUGCAUAACUAAAGUGUUUGGAGUA
Messenger RNA from Populus nigra (black poplar), 1652 nucleotides. RefSeq names its product stemmadenine O-acetyltransferase-like. The coding region runs from base 134 to 1441 and encodes 435 amino acids. NCBI's taxonomy places the organism in Eukaryota, Viridiplantae, Streptophyta, Magnoliopsida, Malpighiales, Salicaceae. The record is from RefSeq and is a predicted model, not a curated record. The transcript has a single exon.